Molecule: messenger RNA, 960 nt
Organism: Prunus dulcis (almond)
Lineage: Eukaryota; Viridiplantae; Streptophyta; Magnoliopsida; Rosales; Rosaceae
Product: cytokinin riboside 5'-monophosphate phosphoribohydrolase LOG7
Exons: 7
Coding region: 120-776 (218 amino acids)
Biological process (GO): cytokinin biosynthetic process
Cellular component (GO): nucleus; cytosol
Molecular function (GO): hydrolase activity, hydrolyzing N-glycosyl compounds
Source: RefSeq, a predicted model, not a curated record
UUGUUUUCAUUCUCAACCAUCCCCCUCCCUCAUUUGAUCCACAAAGAUCAUUAUUCUCUCUGAGAUUAUAGAGAGAGAGAGAGAGAGAGAGAGAGAGAGAGAGAGAGAGACUGAGAGAGAUGGAAGAGACAAAGUCGAGAUUCAAUAGGAUUUGUGUUUUUUGUGGUAGCAGUUCAGGGAAGAAAGCCAGCUACCAAGAAGCUGCUGUUGAACUUGGGAAGGAGCUGGUGGAGAGAAGGAUUGAUUUGGUCUAUGGUGGUGGAAGCGUGGGAUUGAUGGGUCUUGUUUCUCAGGCAGUUCAUGAUGGCGGGCGCCAUGUCCUAGGAGUUAUUCCAAGGACCUUAAUGCCUAGAGAGUUAACUGGUGAGACUGUUGGUGAAGUGAGAACUGUCUCAGAUAUGCACCAAAGGAAAGCUGAGAUGGCCCGUCAAGCCGAUGCUUUCAUUGCCCUCCCUGGUGGUUAUGGCACUCUAGAAGAAUUGCUGGAAGUCAUUACCUGGGCUCAGCUUGGAAUCCACCGCAAACCUGUGGGCCUCUUGAAUGUGGAUGGCUUCUACAAUUCUUUGUUGAGUUUCAUUGAUAAGGCCGUUGAUGAAGGCUUUAUUUCUACUACUGCACGUCAAAUCAUCGUGUCUGCUCCAACAGCCAAGCAAUUGGUCAGACAACUUGAGGAGUAUGUACCAGAGCAGGAUGAAAUAACAUCAAAGCUGGUUUGGGAAGAGGUGGACAGAAUAAAUUAUGUGUCUGAACCACGUGAUGUGUUGGCUUUUGAUUGAUCAUGCAAUAGAGUCUCCUCUUUUUGGGUGUUUUGGGUUUCACAGUAUAUACGGUUCAUAUACGGUCUGACACCGUACAUCUACAUCAGCAGCAGUAUAGGAACUUUGGGUCUUUUUGUAGCUGAGCCAGAAAAGGCUGAAGCACCCUCUCAAAGUCUCCGAUAUAUAAUAUAUAUAUUAUAUU